AUGGGAGUUCCAGGAUUUCAAGGCAUCAACGGGAUCCCAGGUCACCCUGGGCAACCUGGACCUCGAGGUCUGCCUGGCCUCGAUGGCUGCAAUGGUACCACUGGGAGUCCUGGCAUUUCUGGAUCAGAUGGCUUUCCUGGCCUACCUGGGCUGCCUGGUCGUCCUGGCCCAAAAGGCAUUAAAGGAGAACCUGUUUUUGCUCAAGGUGGUCUUAAAGGAAUGAAGGGAGAAAAUGGUCUUCCUGGAUUGGAUGGAAUUCCUGGCCCAAAAGGUUUUCCAGGUCCAGUAGGUUCUGCAGGCCCUAUAGGGUUACCAGGUUUGCAGGGUCCAGUGGGUCCUCCUGGGCCACCAGGUCCAAAAGGUAACAUGGGAUUAGGCUUUCAAGGAGAGAAAGGAGAAAAGGGCGAUGUAGGGCUACCUGGUCCUCCAGGUCCCCCACCAUCCACUGGCAUACUGGAAUUCAUGGGAUUUCCAAAAGGAAAGCAAGGAGAAAAGGGUGAGCCGGGCCCUCAAGGAUUACCUGGAGACAAAGGAUUGCCUGGCAUUCCGGGAUUUGGAGGUGUUGGAGAAAAAGGAGAAAAAGGUGUGCCUGGCUUACCAGGUGGCAGGGGUCUUUUGGGACUGGAUGGAUCUGAUGGGAUUCCAGGGAGAAAGGGUCAUCCAGGUGUUCCAGGCUAUCCAGGACUGGAUGGAGUAGAAGGCAUGAAGGGUGAAUUAGGUGACAUCGGUCCCCCAGGCCCUCCUGUCGUUAUUGACAGGGAAGGUGUAGUCAUUUCAGGUGCACCAGGUGACCCUGGAAACCCGGGAAUACCUGGUCCUCCAGGAGAUGAAGGGAUCAGUGGUUUACCAGGCCUUCCAGGAGCUCCAGGGUUUCCAGGCCUGGAGAUAGAUGGAAUGGGCCCUGGAGGGUCUCCAGGUAUUCCAGGUGUGAAGGGUGAAGUGGGAGAACCAGGAAGAGCAACAAUUGGCUUACCAGGCCCUCCCGGCAGAGGUGGUUUACCGGGUCUGCCAGGAGCACCAGGAUUGCCUGGUCCACCACGCCCUUCAUUCUCCCCAGACAUGAUCCUGAGUGGAAGGAUUGGGGCCCCAGGGGAGCCUGGACAAAGAGGGCUUCCAGGAGCUUUGGGUCCAAAGGGCUACAAAGGAGAGGCAGGUGAUUGUGCUUGUGAUGGAGGAGUUACAAGAGCUGGUCUAAAAGGCAUCUCAGGUCCACCAGGUCCGUCGGGAAGCCCUGGUGUGCCUGGUGCUAAGGGCAUUGGUGGAGACCCAGGCACUGUGGGUGCACCAGGACUGCGAGGCCCUCCGGCUUCAGCUGGUCAGCAAGGUCUUCCAGGCCCUAAGGGAGAAAAAGGGGAUCCAUCCUAUGCAACAGCCAAAGGUGCCCGUGGGGACCGUGGUGCGACAGCACCCCGAGGACCUUCAGGCAUCCCGGGAACUCCUGGUAGGGAUGGACUUCCAGGCUUGCCAGGCCCACCAGGCCCUCCAGGUGAUGGUGGCCUAGGUUUCCCAGGUGAAAAAGGACUGCCGGGACUACCUGGCUCCAAGGGCCAUCGUGGAGAAAUAGGUUCUCCUGGCGUUGGAUAUCCGGGUCCUAGUGGAGUUCGUGGACCGCCAGGUGACCCAGGAGCAGAUGGGUUUCCAGGACAAGCAGGUCUUCCAGGCCCUCCAGGUAUCACCUUGCCCUGCAUAGUUCCUGGAGCAUACGGGCCCCCGGGGACUCCCGGCUUUCCAGGACUGCCAGGUCCCAAAGGCAGCAAAGGCUUUUCUGGCAUUCCAGGCCAACCUGGAUUACUUGGGUCUAAAGGACAGCCAGGGUCUCCAGGAAUAAUGGGCUUGCAAGGGGAACCCGGUUUCCCUGGACCUCGAGGAGACCAAGGGUCACAAGGACUUCCAGGACUGGAUGGAACAGAUGGUUUGCCAGGGAAAAUGGGUGCUUCAGGCUUAGCUGGAAUAAAAGGAGCUCCUGGAGAUGUAUUUGGUGCUGAGAGUGGAGCCCUGGGAGAACGUGGCCGACCUGGACUCCCAGGUGAUAAAGGGCUUACAGGUGAUAUUGGAUUUCCAGGACCAAAAGGGCUAGAUGGAAGACCAGGCCUCCUGGGUAUUAAAGGUGAACAGGGUCAUCCAGGAUAUUCAGGUGUCCCUGGAUUGCGGGGGCCUCCUGGUCCUGGAGGUCCUUUUGGCAUUAAGGGAAAACCGGGACCCUUGGGGUCAGCUGGCCUUCCAGGAGCACCAGGCUGUCAAGGCCUUCCUGGAGUCAAAGGAGUGAUGGGGGAUGUUGGUCCACAAGGCCCUGCUGGUAUGAAAGGCUUCCCAGGUCUUGAUGGUGCUCCAGGAUCUCCUGGGGAAAGAGGAUUCGUGGGGCCACCUGGACCUUUUGGUCAAGACGGACAUCCGGGUUUCUCUGGGCCAAAAGGUGAGAAAGGAUCUUCUGGCCUCCUUGGUUUUCCUGGCAUGCCAGGCCUGCCUGGUGUCCCUGGAGUGAAUGGGUUUAAAGGAGCUCUUGGCACAGCUGGAGGAAAAGGAAGCCCUGGAGUUGUGGGACUUCAAGGUCAAAAAGGUGACAGAGGUGAUAUAGGUCCACCAGGUCUUCCUGUUCUUGGGCCUUCAGAACAAGCACUGCAAAUCAAAGGAGACAAAGGAGAUCCUGGAUUAGCUGGACUUGGAGGAUUCCCUGGACCUAGAGGUGAUAAAGGAAUCCCAGGAAGCCGUGGGCAGCCUGGUCUCCCUGGUCCAGUUGGGUUAGCAAGCAAGGAGAGAGGUCUUCAUGGUGACCCAGGCUUCCCUGGCCCACCUGGACAAUCUGGGCUGCCCGGGCAGAAGGGUGCACAUGGUAUCAUGGGAUUUCCAGGAAUGCCAGGAGAGAGGGGUUCAGAUGGCAUCACAGGAAUACUUGGAUUCCCCGGACCUAUUGGCCUCCCUGGUCCAAAGGGUGACCAGGGAGAGUCUGUUGGGGUUCCUGGCAUUGCUGGAGCAAAAGGAGAGCGAGGGGACCCAGGGUUCCCAGGAGAGAGAGGGAGAGAAGGACUCAAGGGUGAACCAGGCUACCCAGGAAACACUGGGGUGAAUGGACCCAAAGGCAGUCCAGGAGAUCUUGGCCAAGAAGGGCCAGCAGGAAUCCCUGGAAAUGCUGGGCCGAGAGGAGUCCCUGGGCCACCAGGACCUCCAGGACAGCCAGGAUCCGUUGGAUUCCCUGGAGCUCGCGGAGCAGCAGGACCUAAAGGGUUUCAUGGAUUUCCAGGUUUAAAUGGUCUGAAUGGCUUGCAAGGCACAAAAGGGUCUCCUGGAACACCAGGUCUGAGUGAACCUGGGCUGAAAGGACCUGCAGGUCUCCCAGGUACAAAGGGUGAAGAAGGCUCUCCAGGCCUGGGUAGAGGAGCUGUAGGAUUCCCUGGACCAAAAGGCUCAGCAGGAGACAUGGGUCCCCCUGGUCCUAUGGGACUGCCUGGCUUGCCAGGAACACCUGGAGCUUCUCUUCCUUCUGAUAUACGUGGGAGACCUGGAGAUGCUGGCCAUCCAGGAACUGAUGGGAGUCCAGGUUUUCCAGGUCUACCAGGACCACGAGGGCCCCCUGGCCCAGCUUCUGACCAAGGUGACACAGGCAAUCCAGGUUUCCCUGGUGUUCUUGGCUUGCGAGGCAUUAAGGGUGAUGUGGGACUCACUGGUCCAGUUGGACUCCCUGGAGCAUCUGGAUUCAAAGGUGUAAGAGGUGAGCCUGGCCUUAUGGGGAUGCCAGGGAAAGAUGGGCCUCCGGGGGAUCCUGGUUAUGCUGGGCUGAAAGGUGAAAUGGGCCGUCGAGGAAUUGAUGGUGUCCCUGGCUUUGAUGGAGAUCCCGGACUCCAGGGCCCAGCUGGAAAACCAGGUGCAAAAGGUCUGCCAGGAAGAUCUGGUUUGAAAGGACGUGAUGGCUUACCUGGAACACCUGGCAUAGCUGGGGAUCCAGGAGCUCCGGGUGCCCCAGGACCACAGGGAUUUGAAGGUGUUGCUGGGAAGCCGGGCUCACUUGGUUUGCCGGGAAUGCCUGGUCGCAGUGUGGGUGUUGGAUACACUUUAGUGAAGCACAGUCAGUCAGACCAAAUCCCACCGUGUCCCAUAGGAAUGAAUAAGCUCUGGGACGGCUACAGCCUGUUGUACGUGGAGGGGCAGGAAAAGGCACACAACCAGGAUCUCGGUUUUGCUGGCUCGUGUUUGCCUCGCUUCAGCACCAUGCCUUUUAUUUACUGCAACAUCAACGAGGUGUGCUACUAUGCCAGCCGAAAUGACAAGUCCUACUGGCUCUCCACCACUGCUCCCAUCCCCAUGAUGCCGGUGGACAGCGCCCAGAUCCCACAGUACAUCAGUCGUUGCUCUGUAUGCGAAGCACCUUCCCAGGCUGUGGCUGUGCACAGCCAGGACAUCACCAUCCCACAGUGUCCCCUGGGCUGGCGCAGCCUAUGGAUAGGAUACUCCUUCCUUAUGCACACUGCGGCCGGGGCAGAGGGUGGAGGUCAGUCCCUUGUCUCGCCUGGUUCCUGCCUGGAGGAUUUCCGUGCUACUCCCUUCAUCGAGUGCAACGGGGCUCGGGGAACGUGCCAUUACUUUGCCAACAAGUACAGCUUCUGGCUGACCACGGUGGAGCAGUCGCAGCAGUUUGUCAGUGCCCCUCCCUCAGAGACCCUGAAAGCGGGACAGCUCCGGACGCGGGUCAGCCGCUGCCAGGUGUGCAUGAAGAACUUGUAGGGACAGAACUGCAGUUACACUCACAGCCCUUGUUACCCCAGAUUAGCCAUCACGGACUGAAGAAGGGUAAAUUCAUGAACCUGUUUUGGGUGUGUGUGAUGGGUGAAUCGAGACAGACGGAAUUCUACAAAAAUCAAGUGUCGAGUCCAGGAGUUUGACCACGCACAGAGGAGGGAAAGACCAGUGCUUUGAAACCACUUUUUGAAUGAAACAUGGUGCUAUGCUUUUACUUCAGUGUUUUUUUUCCUCUCAUUUGUGGCUACCUCAGAAAGUCUCUGCGAGUUCCUUGUUCAAACUGGAGAGCAGCUGACACCUCACACCACUCGUGUCCAGGGCACAUGCCAGUCAUCAUCCAGAGAGACUUUUCCAAAGCUAUGCUUAAUUGGUGUCUUUGCAAACAGUACUUGGUCUAGUGUAAGGGAGUGAAGACUCAUUCUCUUAUGAAAUACAGAACUAGCUAAAAUUUGUGUGUUGUAGGUGACUUGGAAACACCGUGCAGUAAUGGUUGAUAACUGAUUUUCUUAGACUCAAAAAUUAAUGUUUUGCUUUGCUUAUUAUCCAGAUGAAACACUCCUUCCUCCAGUGACAGGUAAUCAUUUCUAAUUCAGACUGUCAUCUACAGUUGACCCUGAAGAGCUACGAAAAAUGCAGUUUUUGAUGGGAUGAGGAAUCCAAAACUCCUCUAGUAUUUUUCAUAGCUUUGUAUUGAAAUAUAUUCCAGGUAAAAUGUUGACUUCACAGUCCGUGCUUAUCUACCUGCAGUCACCAGAAAUGUUCUAUUACUAUGAACAUGUAUUUCCUUUCUGAGGCAGCCUUGGCACAUUUAUUUUGUAAUUACUCAAGCUGUGUGUGUUUGAGAAGUAGAGCUUUCACUAGAUGGCACGUGAGCUUAUGCAGAUAUGGGAGUAAGUGGGUAUGGGAUGUACAUUUUCUACUCCCACAGUCACAAUAUGUUGUAAACUGCUUCCUCUGGGCUUUUUGCUGUUAGUUUAAAAAAUUGUAUUUCUAGUGUACACACCAUUAACUAGUCAUGCUUUCCUUCAGGGCAUAAUUAAAGAGAAGUGCCACUAAUUGGAUUAUCCUUGUAUAUUUUGAGGGAAAGGACAUUUCAAAGGAGUGCCUAGCAAAUACACUGUCACCUUGGCUUAAAAAUCUAAAAUUAUUCAGACAAUUUUUACUAAUGCAAGACUGAGGUAUUAUUUUAAAGUAUGAUUUCUUUAUGAGGUUCUAGGGCUCUAACUCUGUCCAGCAAAGUACUUAAGAACAUACUUGCAGGUAAUAUUUGAAGCAGAUAAUAUUUUUACCUUUAAUGAUGAUUACAUGCAUAACACAUUAUUAUCUUCCAAGGGGGGGGGGCAGAGAGCUCUGCAUGUUCUGGAGUUGAACCACCCUGGAGAUGAGCAGGGAAGUUGUGAAGGACAAUGUAGUCUUUCAUUUCACUUAUUCCUAAUUGUGAAAGAUCAGCAACUGCUUUGGAUGUGCUUUGCAAAUAUCCUUAAGGCAUUUUCACACCCUUGACUGGCAAUCCUUUCAUGCAGGAUACCCAGUCUACUUCUUAGCUGUCCUGGCACAGACAGAUCAUGUUGGAUUUACACCCUGGGUUCCAUUCCCCAUCAGCCUCAUUUCCAUCACUUUACCCCACCCCAGAAUCCUUCAGGAGCUCUGUGGGGCUCAGGCCUCCCCUGAGGAGUGUUACCCCAUGGCCAGGGGCGGGGUGGGGAAUGAGCCUGUUCUGCUCCACUGAGGAAAGGUUUCUUUACCUGUUGCCUUUUUUUUUUUUUUUUUAAGCAGUAACUGCUCAAGACUGAGCAUUUCAGAGCAAGGGCUGUUUUUUUCAGUGAGGAGGAGAGGGCUGCAAUUGCUGUCACAGGAACAGUAAGUUCAUGUAUUAACUAAGAAGUAAUACUUUGUUUUUAAAAAAAAAACCCAUGCAGCUAAUCCACGGAGAGGGGGAAGGAAGUUCUAUUUUUCCUACAUGUAUUGUUUCCAAACCGUGGUUAAACAUUGAAGGCAAACAAGGUGAGCUGUGACCAGGUUAUGACUAUUUUCUUGGAAGUCACACUGGCCCUGAUCCCGAAGUGCAAGUGAGAGCAGACAGCAUGCAGGAUUUCUCUAUGUUGUCAUUUAUUGCUGAAGAUGAAACUGCCAUUCACGUCCAUUACACUGUCGUGACACAAUGACCACAAUGGGGACUGUCUGAUAGUAAAAAGGAACUGCAUAAUGGAUUAAAAGAUCUUUGCCUUUA
This is a messenger RNA of Manacus vitellinus (golden-collared manakin), 6961 nucleotides long. RefSeq names its product collagen alpha-6(IV) chain. Gene Ontology annotation, cellular component: collagen trimer. The record is from RefSeq and is a predicted model, not a curated record. The coding region runs from base 1 to 4716 and encodes 1571 amino acids. Lineage: Eukaryota; Metazoa; Chordata; Aves; Passeriformes; Pipridae. Gene Ontology annotation, molecular function: extracellular matrix structural constituent. The transcript is spliced from 42 exons.